Messenger RNA from Jaminaea rosea, 1226 nucleotides. RefSeq lists its product as hypothetical. Lineage: Eukaryota; Fungi; Basidiomycota; Exobasidiomycetes; Microstromatales. Gene Ontology annotation, molecular function: protein phosphatase inhibitor activity. The record is from RefSeq and is a predicted model, not a curated record. The transcript is spliced from 2 exons. Gene Ontology annotation, biological process: regulation of signal transduction. The coding region runs from base 81 to 1040 and encodes 319 amino acids.
CUCAUCACCACCACAUCUAUCCACUCGAUUGCACUCCGCACAGCUCCUGCCCGACUCAAUCGUACUACAAGACAACAACAAUGUCCAGCCCAAAACAUCACCCCACGCCCUCAGGUCAAGCGCCCAAGCCAAAGGGCAUCCUCAAGAACCCGCUAGAGCGUCGUCCCUCCCAGCCAGGAGGAGCAGAAGACAUCGCCAGCAGCAGCGAAGGACUGUCCAUUGAUACGAGUAAUGCGCCUCAGGGACAGCACGUCGGCCCCAAUGGCUUGAGCUGGGACGAAUCGAACAUCGCGCUUCAUGACUUUGAAAAAGAGAGCACGCAGAGGAUGAAGAUUGAUGAACCAAAAACUCCUUUUGUUCAUGGCUCUGGUUUAAGUGAUGAUGAGGGUGGAUUCGAUUCCUUCGCUCUGGACAAUUCGCAAUCUCCUGGCCCUUCAAGCGCAGCCUCUGGCUCUAUCAGCACCGGCGGCCAGGAUGAUGCCGCCGCCGCAGAGCUCGCUGCCAACACCAACGCUAACGCCAGCCUUGGUGGUGGAGCAGCCCGUCGCCCCUCCGGAUCAGGCAACGCAGCUCCCGCUGUAGGUCUCGAUGCUGCAGACUUGGCCCAUUCCGGCACAACGCCUUCUGGCCCCAACCCCGACGGCAGUCUGAGCGCUACAUCUGCAGAGGGCGGUUCACGCUCCAACCGCACGCAAAGUCGUAGUCCUUCCUUCUCCCUCCCUUCCUCCGGCUCAUCAAGCCGCCGUGCAAGCUCGCGCUCGGCCGGGGGCGCGGACGACUCUCGCAGUGGUGUUAGGCGCGAGAACAUGGAUGUCGAUGGCGGCGCAGAGGAGGAAGCCGUUGUGGGUGUCGACGACGAGGUCGAAGAUGAGGAUGCGGAGACCAAGGCGCAGAGGGAGGCCUUCGCUAAGAAGAGGAAUGCCCAUUAUGGCAAUGAGGCGGAAGCGCUCAAAGUUGCGAAGGCUCUGGCAGCUAAGGAGGAUGAGGAGGACGAUGACGGGGAUCAGGCGAUGGGCAACAAUGGACCCAAUGGGGUAUGAUCCGCGCUCUGCCAUCGAUGAGCUCGUUGAGCUGCUCCCCGCUCUUGCCUACUGCCACCCAAUGAUGACCAUCUGUCCGUCCAGCUAUUCAAAUUGCCCUUGCACACCUAACCUCUGUCCAAGCUUCGCACAACUCCAAUCGAGCCAUGUUAUCCUAUCCUGACUGUCGUCUCGUCACAACUUGGA